ACACGGGAUGACAACUUGGAGAGUUACAACCGACUAGUCUCCGUGUCGGUAAGGAGGGAAUUGUAGAUGCGUUUAAAGGAGGACAAGAAGAGUCUUGGAUGACCUUUAGUGUCGGGGCUGAUCCAGUUUACACCUCACUUUAUUCCCAUCGCUCCACCAAGUCAGAAAAGAGGAUUCGCAGGGCAGCGGGAUAAGACGACUUCCACACCUCCCUCACCUGAAGUGUCCCUUACCGUCCUCGGCCAGCGCGUGGAGACUGAAGGAAAACCCGCUCGACAGACUUGAAGAGCUUCAUUUGCCUGAGGCGCAGCGCUCAUAUAAGCCGGGUGAAGGACAGUAACAACGGAGAAGUGGCUGCACCAACCAUGGGAGUCUCCACCACUACUUCGAGGAAACUUCCUCUGCUCUGCUUUACCUUUCUGUGCGGGCUCUCAGGUAUAUGGGCCAAAAUUGUUGCGCCCCAAUCCAAAAUAGAAGCGAUUAAGGGUCAGUACGUGGAGCUGAGGGCUUCGUACACCGGCAGCGACCCCAACACCAACACCAUCAUCUGGAACUUUGGUGUUGGCAGCACCCAGCUGGAACAGGUCAUCAGCUACAGCACAAAUGUCGUGAAUGAGGUUAGCGAACGGUUUAAGGGCCGCGUUGGUUUCCUCAAUAAAAUGCCCUCACAGGAUGUGUCGAUCUACAUCAACAACACCCAGGAGUCAGAUUCAGGGAGCUUUGCCUGCCAGGUUAUAAAUCCUGGUCUUAUUGCUCUGUUUACGCUGGAUGUGAAGGUCCCUCCUUCUACUCCAAAGUGCUUUCUGUCAGGGAAGCCGGUGCCGAAAGGAAACGUCACUCUGAACUGCGUGUCCAGCUCUGGGAAACCCGUCCCUGUGUACAAGUGGAAGAAAACCAGCCCCACCUCUGAGGUCUUCUUCUCGCCCAUGCUCAAUGAGAAAACUGGCAUCCUGAAGCUGAACAACCUGAGCAGCAACAUGUCGGGGAUAUAUGAGUGCACAGCCAACAACUCGGCGGGGUUCCAGACCUGCGUCAUCGCCCUGGAGAUUGCCACCUCCAGUAAAGCGGGGGUGAUUGUUGGUGCCACCAUUGGCUCAGUGGCCGCCUUCAUCUUCCUCCUGCUUUUGUGCCUCGCUUUUGUCUUCAUGAAGAGGAGGAGAGACAACGAGGAUGACAUGGCCAAUGAAAUCAAGGAGGAUGCUCAGGCUCCCAAGCGUGUGUCAUGGGCUAAGAGUGGCAUGGGCUCUGACAUCAUCUCCAAGAAUGGCACCCUGUCCUCCAUCGCCUCCAGCCCCCACCACAAAGAGCCCUCCCACCAGCACAGCAACCACCACCACCACCACCUGCAGCAGUACCCGCAGCGCCCCCCCUCUGACACUGCAUCCAUCAUCACCCCCACAGGCAGCACUGCCGGCUACAGGCCGUCCCGCCACCAGGGGGCCUCCACCCCCACUCAUUACAGCUACAACAACAACACCACCCUGCCACGCGAACAGCCACUGUUGUCUGAUGGCGGCAGCAAUGGCGGCUCCGUGCCCAGGCCCGAGCGCUACACCCAGCUGCCCCAGGCCCAGGCAGUGCCGCAAACAUACAGCCACCCUCAGCUGCAGCUCCAGACUGCGCCGUCCCCGCCACCGCUGCCCACCUCCACCAUCAUGGCCUCCAACAUCACCCGCAUGGGAGGCGUGCCUAUUAUGGUUCCUGCACAGAACCAAGCAGGGUCACUGGUCUAACAUUAACUAAAGGAAUACCGCCCCUUUAAAUUUUUCAAAGGGAUUUCAUUACUGUUUAGGGACAAAUUCAAUAAAUGAGAAGGUUAUUUGCUGAUGCCAACAAGCUCUCAGACACACUGUUUACUUGCUUUAAUUAUACUUAAGUCUUUUAUAUUCUGUAUGCACUGUAAACAUUUGAAAUUAUGUAUAGAUUUGAUUUUCAUACAUUUGCCCACUGUCCUCUUUUCUACUUUAUCAAUGCAUUUUUAAUGUUUUUGUUUUUUAAUAUUUCGAUUUUGAAAUGUAAUUUCUUCCAAACUCUUUUCUUCCUGCCAUUCAUGAACAGCAGCUGGAUCAUCACAGAAGGCAUUCCCAUUCCCAUUCCCAGUCUCAUGGAAAGACAGAGUGCCAGUGUGCUACACUUUACCUUCAUUUAGAGAAGCUACCUGAAGAACUCAGAGGUCAUUAUUAUUCUGAUAGGGGAAUGUUGCUCAGUAAUCGUGGGUUUACUGUAAAGAGAUCUGUGUAUUAGGUGUAUUUCAGCAGCAGAUUUAUGAAAAGAAAGAGAAAACAGCAUAAUGUGUUGUGUGUUAUGAUAAAGUUUGGCUUUGCAAAGUAUCCUAAUCCUUUUUUUAAUUCUUUUAUCUUCUGACUUCACUUCUGCGGGGUUUUCAGCUUAUAAAAUGCUUUUAGACUCAGUUCUUUAAAAACAGAUUAGCAAAAGCUUCUUAUCAUAUUGAGCUCUAUUCAGAACUGCAGUGUAGUGACUUUGCUAUUAUGCGAGUCCCCUCUUGAGUUGUAAUAAUUUAGAGUGGCCUGCAGCAUUCAUAUUGUAAAUAUGAUGUUUAUUUUGGGGGUAGAUGUGUGAUAGAUAGCAUAGCACAGCCUGUAUGGAACAUAAUGUAAAGACAUAUUUGAGACAUAUUCACCAUUUGGACUUAUUCUUCUAGACUUUGUGGCACAGAGACCCUACAGCAUCAGAGUCACAGUCCCUUCAGACCAAACGCCUGGUGACUGUGAGGAUGAAGCUCUCCUCUUUAACAGAGUGGGAGGGAGCAGGCUCAGGGAGUGGAAGCUGUCUUCCGUGGCCAGUAGGGGGGAGAGAAAACCGAAGCCAUACACAACGCACGAUAUUAGACAAAUAGCAGAGCAGCAGCAGUUAGUAGAUUUUCUAGUUAGAAGGUUGAAAGAAUAAAUUUGCAACAACCUCCAACAGAACUCUUCCACAAUUAGUUGGAUGGUGAGGAAAGCAGAGGAUUGGAAAGAGAUCAGCUAGCAGCAUCGCACCAGGCUCAGAACCAGGCUCUGCAACUGAUGCCUCCCAAAAUGUACCCCCACAUUCCCAGUGGCCAUUAGUAUAAUCAAUAGUAUGAUUAUUAAAUUCCUUGAAAAUUCACAGUAGUGGCUGUACGAUAACGUGUAGUAAAUCUGAGAAAAUCCUAUAGUUUCUGUACACAGGUAUAUCCAGUGUACUGCUCAGCAUUAGAGUCUUUCGUGUUUUAUUGACAUAAGUAUUACAAAUGCUGCUGGACUUUUGACCUUUUCACACUUUCUUCUCUCCUUCAGGCACAAAUUUGCGCCAGAAUUUUCUUUUGCUUCUAAUUUGAAAUAGAUGGUUCAAAUUUGGUUCAAACAAUAUAUUCUAUUUCUGUGAACAUGUUUUGAAUAAAAACUGCUGUGAGUGAGGAACUGGCAUGUAAAACCCACGUCAGUAAGAAUGUAUCCAAAUGGUUACAGUAAUUUUACUACACGUACACUGAAUGAUUCCAGAACUUCCUUUUGAAAGUUAGGAACUAAAAGUAUUUAUUAUAUUUUCACAUAUUGGGGCCAUGAUUUGGAAAAGAAAGGAAAAAUGUUGGUGUUCUGCUGUAUUGUCAUUACACUGGAGCAUAUGUUUGUUGUUCAGGCUUUUUGUUAAUGUGCGCAGAUAUUUUUACAUUUGAUUAUAUUAGAUUCUGAAAUGAAGCCUGAAGAUGCUGAAGGAAAAAACACAAGUUAAAAGUUUAAUGUACAAACCACAUGUGAAUAUAAGCUCGAGACCAGAGGCAAAUCGAAGGGUUUCAUGAAGAGAGAGAGAAAGAGAGGAAAUCUGGUUGAUGGGCAGGAGUGUCCUUUACAAGUGUACAUUAUGAACAUUAAAAUGUAUUCAACACAAGCCUUUAUUUUUAUAUCGUAUAUGUAUAAAAGCACAUGAGAAAAACUGAUAAAUGUUUUCUGAACUAAAGAAGUGCUCACUAUCACACUGAGUUAUAAACCAGCGUGGAUUGUAUAACUGCUGUGGACAAACUGGUGGCCAAACAUGCUUAUUUAUACAGAAGGCCUAAACUGUAGACAGUAAUAUGCAGCGUGCACUUGUGUCCUCCAUAUUUAUGUUCAUUGAACAUGCCUUGUAUUAUAUUUUCAAUUAAAAUACAAACGAUCAGUUGUGA
Messenger RNA from Archocentrus centrarchus (flier cichlid), 4141 nucleotides. It is a transcript of the gene esama, whose product is annotated as endothelial cell adhesion molecule a. Gene Ontology annotation, molecular function: cell-cell adhesion mediator activity. The record is from RefSeq and is a predicted model, not a curated record. The transcript is spliced from 7 exons. Gene Ontology annotation, biological process: homophilic cell-cell adhesion. Lineage: Eukaryota; Metazoa; Chordata; Actinopteri; Cichliformes; Cichlidae. The coding region runs from base 366 to 1733 and encodes 455 amino acids. Gene Ontology annotation, cellular component: plasma membrane; adherens junction.